Papaver somniferum (opium poppy) is the source of this 1256-nucleotide messenger RNA. RefSeq names its product purine permease 3-like. Gene Ontology annotation, molecular function: purine nucleoside transmembrane transporter activity. Gene Ontology annotation, cellular component: membrane. The transcript has 2 exons. Bases 56 to 1186 code for a protein of 376 amino acids. NCBI's taxonomy places the organism in Eukaryota, Viridiplantae, Streptophyta, Magnoliopsida, Ranunculales, Papaveraceae. The record is from RefSeq and is a predicted model, not a curated record.
AUCUAGAGUGAUAUAUAGAGAGUACUAUUUUACCUUGCUAUAUAGUAACAUUUAUAUGAUGCUGGGUCGUAGUAAAAGUCGUGUAGUAGAUGUUGCUGAAGAAGAUGAAUUGUCUACGAACAUCAACAUCGCAGAAGUAGGAGGGUUAACCAAAGAGAACAAAGAGGAGGAUUCAAGAGUUAAUAAGUCUCCUCCAAAGGUUCUACUCUUAUUAAGCUGCACAUUUAUGUCGUUAGGAUGGAUCGGAGGACCUUUACUAACAAGACUAUACUUCUUACAUGGUGGUAAUGGAAUAUGGUUAUCUAGUUGGUUACAGAUGGCUGGGUUUCCUAUACUAAUAGUUCCGCUCGUAAUCCUAUACUUUAGACGCGACCGGAGUCAACCUAACGUUGAUUUCUUUGUUUGUCGAAAGCUUUUGCUCUAUGCUGCUCUAUUAGGCUUAUUUCAAGGAAUAGCCAGUUAUAUGUAUAGUUAUGGUUUGUCAUUCCUUCCUGUAUCCACUUCAUCCCUCCUUUUCACAACCCAACUUGUUUCCACUUCUUUUGUUUCAUACUUUUGGGUUAAGCAAAAGUUUACUCCAUACUCGAUUAAUGCGGUCGUAGUAAUAAUAAUGGGUUGUAUACUUCUUGGUAUACGAGGGAUCAGUGAUCACCCGCCUGGUGUUACGAAAUCUCAGUAUUUGCGGGGUUUCUUUAUAAGUAUAGCUUCUGCUUCAAGUGUUGGGCUCAUCUUAGUGAGCACCCAAGUUGCUUAUGCUAAAGCCAAUCAAGUCAUGACUUAUCCUAUUGUGUUGCAAUUUCAAUUUUGUUUUUCGUUCUUUGCAACAGUAAGUUGCACAGUUGGGGGUCUCAUAAGCAAGGAUUUCCUGGAAAUACAGAAAGAAGCAAGUGAAUAUGACUUGGGAGCGAAAAAGUAUUACCUCGUGUUAGUUUCAAUGGCAGUAGUUUGGCAGUUACAGUUUAUCGGAAGAGCCGGGGUCAUAUUUUGCACCUCCUCCCUCUUUGCGGGAGUUGUGGGUGCGACUAUUCUUCCUUUCUCGCAGAUUGCUGCGGUAAUAACGUUUCACGAGAGUUUCACAGCAGAGAAAGGGAUGGCAUUGGCUUUAACACUUUGGGGCUUCACUUCUUAUUUCUACGGUUCGUACAUGAACAAGACCAAAGCAAGAAUAACGUCAAUAACUCCAUGAGACAAAGGAACACUUGUGGUGGCAUAUAUCUAAAAUUUGGUUAAUUCUUCAACCUACUCCUGUAAAAAAA